This is a messenger RNA of Phialemonium atrogriseum, 1007 nucleotides long. RefSeq names its product glycoside hydrolase family 114 protein. The coding region runs from base 1 to 933 and encodes 310 amino acids. Lineage: Eukaryota; Fungi; Ascomycota; Sordariomycetes; Cephalothecales; Cephalothecaceae. The transcript has 3 exons. The record is from RefSeq and is a predicted model, not a curated record.
AUGGACCUGCCCGAGGAAGGGGGAAUCGCGAUCAUCGUGCUUGCUCUGGCCCUCGGGCUCGGGCUCGGGCUCGGCUUGAGGCGAAAACACGACGACGAUGCCCCAACUACGCAUCUACCUCCCGCCUCUGCUUCGCCUUCCGGCGCCGCAUGGCAGCCCGCCGUCAACUCGUCCUGGCAGAUCAUCCUGAGCUACCCCCUGGACAUCGACGGCGAUUCGCCCUCGGUGGAGCCCGACGUCGGCAUCUUCGACAUCGACCUGUUCCUCCACCAGAACUCGACCGUCAUCGACAGCCUCCACAAGCUCGGGAAGAAGGUCAUCUGCUACUUCAGCGCCGGGUCGUACGAGCCCGGCCGCCCGGACUCAUCGCGGUUCAACGACUCGGACCUCGGCAAGGAGCUGGACGGCUGGCCCGGCGAGUUCUGGCUGAACAUCAGCAGCCCAAACGUCCGCGACAUCAUGGUCGACCGGAUCGAACUCGCGAGCAACGUGGGCUGCGACGCUGUCGACCCGGACAAUGUCGACGGCUAUCAAAAUGAAAACGGCCUCAAACUCACCGCCGAGGACUCGGUCAGUUUCGUCAAAUUUCUUGCCGCAGAGUCGAGCAAGCGCGGGCUCGGGGUGGGACUGAAGAACGCGGCGGACAUCAUCCCGGACGUCCUCUCGGUGGUGCAGUUCUGCGUCAACGAGGAGUGCGCCGAAUACGACGAGUGCGACACCUUUUCCGCCUUCGUCGAAGCCGGAAAGCCCGUCUUCCACAUCGAGUACCCGCCGGGGGCCCCCGGGAAGGUUAGCAAGGAUGCCGUGUCGGACGCCUGCUCGGCGGCCGGCGCCACCGGCUUCAGCACUGUCAUCAAGACCAUGGACCUGGACGGCUGGGUCGAGUUCUGCGAUGGACAGACGGCGGAUACGGCUGUUGUGAAGGAUGAAUGAUUCUGUAGUUACUGUAUAUUAGAACCGUCGUCAGGUGUACAAUCUAAUACCUAAUUAUGGAAGGCCCCUGUCUG